This is a messenger RNA of Folsomia candida, 1633 nucleotides long. RefSeq lists its product as uncharacterized. The coding region runs from base 1 to 1584 and encodes 527 amino acids. The transcript is spliced from 4 exons. Lineage: Eukaryota; Metazoa; Arthropoda; Collembola; Entomobryomorpha; Isotomidae. The record is from RefSeq and is a predicted model, not a curated record.
AUGGAAGCUCAACCAGAGGAAAGAACCGUGCAGGAAAUCGCACUGAAUAAUCCGAUCAUUUUGACCGAAAUUUUGAAACAGGCCGCCACCCCUUUGAGAACUGCCCGACUAGUUUGUCACUUUUGGAACGAUAUCGCCCUCUCCCUUCCAAAUCCGAGACUUUCUCUAAACCUGAACCACAAAUAUGCCCGAGACCAAGACCCCUUUUCCUUCUCCGCGUUACUUUUCUCAUUGGAAGACCGACUCGCGAAACGGAUCAGCUUCAAGUGCUACACCGAAGUGAGGGGCGAGGACGGCGAGGUUGACCCCACCGUCUACAUCUACUACUUCGCCUCCAGGCUGGCCCACUUUUGCGAUAAGUUUUCCGAUACCGUGCAAAUUCUGGAGCUCUCCAUCGACGACGAAGACUGCUUAAAGUAUGUCCAUCAAGCAUUGGCAAAUUGCUGCCCGAAUUUGAAACAGUUCCGAAUUCUUUGCGAAUUUGUGGCUCUCGAAGAAAUUUCGCUGGACCCGCUCCUACCAAAACGAAAGUUGCAAGCGUUCCUAGUCAAUUUCCCAGUGCAGACGUCGGUUCAAAGUCUCACCAGUUUUAUUCAGGUCGUUAUCGACGCCUCGCCAAACUUGAGAGAUAUCAAAAUUCCGUGGGGAAGCUGUACUGAUUUCGAAAAUUCUAAAUCUCUUGAAUCCUUAACGAUCGCAUUGGAUGACCUUUUUAAUACGCAUGACAUCGCUGCCUUUGAACCGGCAUGGCUGUCACGUGUCCUGAAUCAGAUUGGGGAUCAGCUGGUCUGCCUAUGUUUUGGGGAGUCUGAUGAAAUUAAAUGCGUCUACGAUUGUGGAAACUGGCCUAGAAAAGAAUUCCGGUUGCCGAAAAAGAUGCCGAAAUUGGAAAAGUAUCGGAACCUGCUGGUCGACGUUUUUCAGUGCGACGAUGUCUUGCAAGACGUCGAAAGGAUGCCCGCCCUGAAAACGCUGGUGAUUGGAAAGACAAGCACAACAAGGUCGGCAAGUUUGCAUGAAUUUUUGCAAACCAUUUUCGACGCGGGGAAGAUUUUGGGGGGUGUGAAAACUUUGAAGAUUUUUGAGAUGCAUGAUCCCAAGCUCUUGGAGGGAUUGAAGACCGCGUUUCCGAACGUGGUGAGGUUGGAGGUGGACACGCGUAGCAGAACGGACGACCGUGGGAAAGAGAGUGGGAUGAAGUUGGGCGUGGUUCUGAAGGCGUGUGGGGGUUGGCAAGGGUUGAAACGGAUGGAUUUGUCAUUGCCGGUUUAUCCAAGAGAAAUUAUAACUGCAAUUCCAGCUUUGUUGGAGGGUCGGGAAUUGUAUAAAGGGCUGAAAACUUUCGAAAUUAUGGGAUGCGACCGUUAUACGAGAAUCAUUAAACAAGAUUUGACAGAUGACGACCUGGAUCUCUUUAAGGAAUUGCUCUUCGCGAUGAAUGGGAUGGACGAGGUCAUAAUUUCCUACCUUUUUUUUAGUGAAGAAUCUGAGAGAAAGAUAUUGAAGUUAAUGGUAUCAAACAACUUGACCGUCUCGAAGUUUAGGAUAUUUCAAGGGAAAUCGACCCGUCAUGGUAGCGAUUAGUUGCAAAAUUUAUUACAUUAUUUGACCACAUCAGUCAGCACCCUGAUUC